AUGCUUCGUCCAGGUUCCUCAAUGAGUAAGGCCAAAUAAACAAAAGCUGCAGCGCCAGUUUCUGGUGGAAUGGCUGCGAGGGUUGUUCAAGAGAGAAUGCCCACAUUGGAAGAAUAUGUUAAAAAUAGAGAUUGGGUAGGGGCAAUCUCACUCUUGGAAAAUGAAUAAAAUUUUAAUGAUUCAAGAGCUGAACCUAAAUUAUGGCUGGCUUAUGCAUGUUUUCAUAAUGGAGAAUAUAAAAGGGCCAUCUAGGUUUACGAUUAGAUGAUGACCAAGCCUGAUUACAACAAGGAGAUCCACAUCUACAAGGCUUGUUGCUUUUAUGCUCUAUGUCAAUACGAAGAUGCCAAGAGAGAGUGUUCUAAAGGUCCAGAGACACCUCUGUCUGUGAGAUUACAAUUUCACAUCGCUCAUAAGAAAAAUGACGAGAAGAAUCUCAUGACCUAUCAUCACAAGAUAUAAGAAACCGUCCAUGAUUAAUUGUGCUUGGCAGCAAUUCACUAUCUGAGAGGACAUUACGAAGAAGCAACUGAUGCAUACAAAAAAUUAUUGCUUGAAAAUAGAGAGUAUACAGCAAUCAAUGUUUACAUCGCAUUGUGCUAUUAUAAAUUAGAAUAUUUUGAUGUCUCUAUUGAAAUCCUAUCCUCCUACCUAAAAUAGUUUCCACAAAGUGUCACAGCCAUCAAUCUUAAAGCCUGCAAUCAAUUUUAAUUAUACAGUGGUAAAUUGGCAGAGGAAGUAUUCAAGCCUUUGCAACAAUAAUAUGAAGGAAUCAAUGUUUGUGAAGAUAACGAUUUGUUGAAACAUAAUUUAGUGGUGUUUAGAACUGGAGAGAAUGCCUUAAAAGUCUUACCGCCUUUAGUUGAAAUUUUUCCAGAGGCUAAACUCAACCUGAUAGUUUAUUAUUUGAAAAAUGAGGAUAUUGCAGAAGCAUUUAACUUAGUGCAAGAUCUUUAGCCAACCAACCCAAAAGAAUAUAUCUUAAAGGCUGUUGUAUUUGCUAUGAAAGGAUAAUCCAGUCCUGAUUAAAAGGAAGCCUUGAAAACUUCACAAUAACUCUUCUAACUUGUAGGGUCUUCGGCUAGUGAAUGUGAUACUAUACCUGGAAGAUAAUGUAUGGCAUAAUGCUUCUUCCUUCUGAAACAAUAUGAAGAUGUUCUGGUUUACUUGAAAUCAAUUAAACAAUUUUUCUAAAAUGAUGAUGACUUCAAUUGGAAUUAUGGAAUUGCAUGUGCUGGUACUGGAGAUUACAAAGAAGCUGAGGAUGCAUUAACGUAGAUUCAAUCUGAAAAAUACAGAUCUGAUGAUAUCUACAUCAAGUGGAUGACUAGAACAUACAUCAUGAAUGGCAAGGCAAAGGAAGCAUGGGAAUUGUACAUUAAUAUGGAGACUUCAAGUGAAUCCUUUUAGAUUCUAGUGUUAAUUGCCAAUGAUUGUUAUAAGAUGGGGCAUUUCUAUUAUGCUGCCAAGGCUUUUGAUAUUUUGCAGAGAUUGGAUUCAGAUAAUGGAGAACAUGAGUAUGAAGAUGCUUUGAGAGGGUCAGUUGUAGGAGUGUUUCAAAUGGUCAUUACAUCAAAGGAAACUUUGGAUCAUCUGAUUGAAGUGAUGAACAUCAUUACAAAUUCAGGGGACAAUCCUUAAGUAGAGUACAUUCUGAAAAUAAUUAAAAAAUGGGGCAAGGAAAAUAAUUGGAAAAUAUGAAAUAUAAGUUAUAAAUUAAUAGUUAUUACUUUAAAA
This is a messenger RNA of Paramecium tetraurelia, 1737 nucleotides long. RefSeq lists its product as uncharacterized. Gene Ontology annotation, biological process: intraciliary anterograde transport; intraciliary transport involved in cilium assembly. Gene Ontology annotation, molecular function: intraciliary transport particle B binding; protein binding. The record is from RefSeq and is a predicted model, not a curated record. The transcript is spliced from 7 exons. Gene Ontology annotation, cellular component: intraciliary transport particle B; ciliary basal body; ciliary base. Lineage: Eukaryota; Ciliophora; Oligohymenophorea; Peniculida; Parameciidae.